Oncorhynchus mykiss (rainbow trout) is the source of this 2438-nucleotide messenger RNA. Its product is annotated as solute carrier family 2, facilitated glucose transporter member 3. Gene Ontology annotation, biological process: response to insulin; dehydroascorbic acid transport. Gene Ontology annotation, molecular function: D-glucose transmembrane transporter activity. The record is from RefSeq and is a predicted model, not a curated record. Gene Ontology annotation, cellular component: apical plasma membrane; basolateral plasma membrane; plasma membrane. NCBI's taxonomy places the organism in Eukaryota, Metazoa, Chordata, Actinopteri, Salmoniformes, Salmonidae.
CGGUGAACAGGUCAGGGUUCCAUAGCUGCAGGCAGAACAGUUGAAACUGGAGCAGCAGCAGGGCCAGCAUUUCACCUCCUGAACUCGGUCUGGUGGACAGCACACUCUGUUUGUACUUGAUCCCAGACUUCUUCUACACACCAUCUUCAUCAAAUUCCAAUUCAGCCUCUGCUUUCCUCAUUCUCUUCGACCUCUUCUUUCUCUUUUUCCUCCCCCAUUCCCUCUCGAAAUCCAUGUUUCCAUGUCCCUGUCCCAAUAUUUUUCUCCUCCUGGCUUUGCUAGCGGCCUGGUGGCAUCCCGAUGUAACUCCAUCUCAUAAUCAUCCUGUUCAACUCGAAAACGUGUCUUCUACAGGCGCCGACAUUUUGAGAGAAUGAGCAGUGGCACAACUCCCAAACAGCCUACUCUCUUCGAAUGUUCUCUCAGACAGGAUCAGAUUGCCUGUCAGGCGCUGUUCAGGGCUUAAAUGCCCCACGAGCGCAAUGAUUUGGUAAAAAACUGCGUGCGCUUUUACGUGUAGGAGCAAGCAUGACCAGAGAUCACCAGGGCGCGUAGGAUGUCGGCAAAGCUAGGGAACGUGCGGACAGACUUGUGCCACUAUCGUAUAUAAGUCGGUGACGAGAGAGGGAGGGGAGCAAGUGCUGAACAUUCUUCUAAGCAUACAGUUCAGUUUGACACUAAAGGGAGAUACGAUAACCUAUUUGGCACCAAACAGGAAUUACGGUGGUUCCUCUGCAAACUGCUGUUUGGACUGCCUACAUUGUUAACCUUGCAAAUGAGAGCCUAGUUUUGGAAGGAGAAACUCAAACAAAGUAUUUAACUUGGAGUUAUUUGAUCUUUCCUGCGGAAGUCAGACAGUGAAACAUAAUUCAAGAUGGAGAAUAUGGAAGAUGGGAAGAAGAAGAAGGGAGUGACCUGUUACCUCCUCUACUGCAUCACUACAGCUGUCAUUGGCUCCCUGCAGUUCGGAUACAACACUGGAGUCAUCAAUGCCCCUGAGCAGAAACUGCGACGGUUCUUCCAGAAUGUGUCUAUGGAUCGUUAUGGAGACCCCUUCUCCUCUGGGACUAACACCAUGGUUUGGAGCUUCGCUGUGGCCAUCUUCAGUGUGGGGGGCAUGGUUGGGUCCUUGUCUGUGGGGGUCAUGGUGGACAGGUUUGGGAGGCGGAAGUCCAUGCUCCUGGCCAACGUGCUGGCCCUUCUGGGUGGAACUCUGAUGGGUCUGUCCAGCCUGUGUAAGUCCUUUGAGAUGGUCAUCAUUGGCAGGCUGGUCAUUGGCGUGUUCUGUGGCCUGUGUACGGGACUGACGCCCAUGUACGUGGGAGAGCUGGCCCCCACGCACCUCAGGGGGGCCUUCGGCACCCUCCACCAGCUGGGAGUGGUCAUUGGCAUCCUGGUGGCACAGGUCUUUGGUCUGGAGUUUCUGCUGGGGUCAGACUCCCUGUGGCCCCUCCUGCUGUCCCUGACGGCCAUCCCUGCUGUGGUGCAGAGCAUCAUGUUGCCCUUCUGCCCAGAGAGCCCCCGCUACCUCCUCAUCAGCCUCAACCAGGAGGAGGAGGCUCGCAAAGCCCUGGUGCGUCUGCGUGGCUGUGAGGAUGUAAGUGAUGACAUCCAGGAGAUGAAGGAAGAAGGGAUGAAGAUGGCCAUGGAGAAGAAGGUCACUAUUCCAGAACUCUUCCGUUCGCCAGCCUACCGUCAGCCAAUCAUCAUCGCCAUCAUCCUGCAGCUCUCCCAGCAGCUCUCUGGCAUCAACGCGGUAUUCUACUAUUCGACAGGUAUAUUUGACACUGCCGGGGUGACCCAGCCCAUCUACGCCACUAUAGGAGCUGGGGUGGUCAACACUCUAUUCACAGUGGUGUCUCUCUUCCUGGUGGAGAGGGCGGGACGAAGGACCCUGCACCUCAUCGGAUUGGCUGGAAUGGCUGUCAGUGCUCUGCUCAUGACCAUCUCCCUCUCAUUGGUGAAGACCAACCCGUCUCUGAGCUACCUGGCCAUCGUGGCGGUGUUUGCCUUUGUGGCCAGUUUUGAGAUGGGUCCAGGUCCUAUCCCAUGGUUCAUAGUUGCUGAGUUGUUCUCCCAGGGGCCUCGCCCUGCAGCUAUGGCCGUCGCCGGCUGCUCCAACUGGACCGCCAACUUCCUGGUCGGGCUGGGCUUCCCCAAACUGGAGGAGCUGUGUGGUCCUUACGUCUUCAUCAUCUUCAUGAUCUUCCUCAUAUUCUUCUUCGUCUUCACCUACUUCAAAGUCCCGGAGACCAAGGGGCGGACCUUUGAUGACAUUGCCAAAGGAUUCGCCGGCACUGCAGGAGCCCAAUCUCCUCCCCCAGAGGGUAUGGUCACCCUGCCCGUCUCCCCGACGACGGAGAAAGUUCCAAUGGUUGAGUUUCCGACGGAAGAGAAGUAAAAUAAGUGAUCGUCAGUGAAUCCGUAGAUAGUGGAAC